Molecule: messenger RNA, 7035 nt
Organism: Nerophis ophidion (straightnose pipefish)
Lineage: Eukaryota; Metazoa; Chordata; Actinopteri; Syngnathiformes; Syngnathidae
Product: DENN domain-containing protein 3-like
Biological process (GO): regulation of Rab protein signal transduction
Cellular component (GO): cytoplasmic vesicle
Molecular function (GO): protein binding
Source: RefSeq, a predicted model, not a curated record
ACUUACAAUUUUAAUUUGCAAUAUCAAAGUUAAUAAAAUAUUUGGUUCUCGUUGUGCAGCACGGUCAAACGGGUUAGUGCAUGUGCCUCACAAUACCAAGGUCCUGAGUUCAAUCCCUUCUAGUCUUUCUGUGUGGAGUUCAAUCCCUUCUAGUCUUUCUGUGUGGACUGUGUGGGUUCCCUCGACAUGCACCUGGGGGAGAAGUUGACACAAAAAAUUUGCCUUGUGUGCGAGUGUGAAUGUUUGUCUGUGUUGGCCCUGCAAUGAGGUGGCGACUUGUCCAGGGUGUAUCUCGCCUUCCGCCCGAAUGCAGCUGAGAUAGGCUCCAGCAUCCCAUGCCACCCCAAAAGGGACAAGCGGUAGAAAAAUGGAUGGUUUAACCUGACUUAUAUUCAAAACAAAGGAUAUCAAACAUAGACACUAACCAGCUUGUUUUUUGACACGCAAAAUUGACAACAUUCUUAUAUAUGAGAAACAUUUGCAUGCAAUUAUUUGACUGUUAGCAUGAAGAUAUGUAUCACUAUAAAACAGGUGUCUCAAACAUGCGGCCGGCGGGCCAACUGCGGCCCGCGAGAUGUUAUUAUGCGGCCCGCACUUCGAUAUGACAAUUCAAUGUUGGUGCAGCCUGCGAGUUUAAUGUGAAGGGCGCUUGAUAGCGUCAUACUUGCCAAUGUCUCCAAUUUUCCCGGGAGACCCCUGAACUUUAGGACACCAAUCCUAUCAAAGCCACUGUUGAUAUCUACCAGAUCGACAAUAUUCAGGGAGUGUCAUAAUCGCACUGCCUUUGGCGCCCCUUACAUCCUGAACUGACAGCAGCAAGCCCAGUUGUAUGUUGCAUCUAGCCAUGCUGAAUGCAAGUAUGGUGUUGCAAAAUAUAUUUGAUCAACAGCUACACACGUCACACUAAGAGUGGCCGUAAAAAAUACUUUAAUACUGUUACAAAUAUGUGCCAGACUGUGAACCCACACCAAACAAGAAUGACAAACAAUUUUCGGGAGAACAUCCGAAUCGUUACACAACAUAAACACAACAUAACAAUUACCCAGAAUCCCAUGCAGUGUUGACUGUUCCGGGCUACAAUAUACACACCCCGCUACCACCAACCCCCCACCCUCCCUACUUGCGUUGGUUGAGGUGUUGUAUAUUGUAGUCCUGCAAGGUGUUCUGGGUAUUUGUUCUCUUGUGUUUAAGUUGUGUUAAGGUACGGAAAUUAUCCCAAAAAGGGUUUGUCAUUCUUAUUUGGGUUCAAAGUGUGGCGCAUAUUUGUAACAGUGUUAAAGUUGUUUAUACUGCCACCCUCAGUGUGAUCUGUAUGGCUGUUGACCAAGUAUGUAUUGCAGCCACAUAUGUUAAUAAUCUGCACAAGUCUCAUACAACAUGUUAUGAAGCUGGCACAAUGAUUAUGUGAUGUAAAAGCGUGCGCAAUGACAUGUAGUGGAGCAAUAGUCCUCAUUCAAGAGGUGCGCGACCCCCUGGGGGACGUAUUUGAUAUACAUAGGGACAAGUGAGAAAUAACAAAACUAUUCUAAAGAAUAGCAGCAAUUCAGAAAUCCUAUAUAAAUAUGUUUAACGAAUAAUGCUUCAAUGAGAUAUGAAUGUAAGUUCAUAAACUGUGAAAAAAUAAUACAACAAUACAUCAUUCAGGGUUGACAGCUAGACUUUUUAUGGACAUGUUCCAUACAUAUUGAUGUUAAAGAUUUCCUUUAUUGUGAGGAAAUGUUCAGAAUUAUCUCUAUUACAAUCCCCAAAGAGGGCACUUUAAGCUGAUGAUUACUUCUAUGUGUAAAAAUUUGUAUUUAUAAUUGAAUCACAUGUUUAUUUUUCAACAAGUUUUUUAGUUAUUUUUAUAUAUUUUUUUCCAAAUAGUUCAAGAAAGACCACUACAAAUGAGCAAUAUUUUGCACUGUUAUACAAUUUAAUAAAUCAGAAACUGAUGACAUAGUGCUGUACUUUACUUCUUUAUCUCUUUUUUCAACCAAAAAUGCUUUGCUCUGAUUAGGGGGUACUUGAAUUGAAAAAAAAAAAUCACAGUUCACAGUGAAAACAGGUUGAGAACCACUGUUGUAGGCAGUGCAGUUACGGCAGGCCUUAAUAAUGUAUGCCGGGUGAAAAUUGGGACAAAUUCGGGAAAAUGGUUGCACCGGUAGAUUGUCGGGAGGUGCACUGAAAUUUAAGAGUCUCACGGAAAAAUCGUGAGGGUUGGCAAGUAUGUUGCUAGGGCGGGAAAGCCAUUCAUAGAAGGUGAAUUAAUUAAAAAGUGCAUGCCAGAUUGAGGCUGAGAUAGGCGCCAGCGCCCCCCGUGACCCCAAAAGGGAAUAAGCGGUAGGAAAUGGAUGGAUGGAUGGAUGUUAGAUUUUUUAAGAAAUCUUUUCUUGCGGCCCAGCCUCACCCAGUUUCUGCAUCCAGUGGCCCUCAGGUAAAUUGAGUUUGAGACCCCUGCUAUAAAACAAUUUAUUGUAAGCCCAAUAGCUCUGCUUGCUGGGUGUACAAUUACAACAAUAUCUUUGUCACGCACGCCCUCUGCUGGUCACCAGCAGCAACAGCAGGAUGUUCCCAAUAAAUACAUUACACUACAAAACAGUUAAAUGCUCAUCCACGUGAGUUGUGUUUAAGUGUUGCUCGGAAAGUUUUAAAUCAAUAAUUUCCCUUGUGUUAACAAUUAAUAAAACUUAAACAAGUAGUGGCGAUACUUUAAAAACAAGCACGCUAACAGGACAAGCGGUAGAAAAUGGGUGGGGAUGGGAUACUAACAACCCACUACUGUUGCGCAAUACUAAUCAGUUUGAGACUUUUGUGAUGCCGCAUUUGUAGUGUCCGACAAGCGUCACGCGCACAGAGGACCCGGAAAAGAAGAAAAGUGAGCAUUUAACUUUUGUGACAUUUUACAAAGUGGAUGAGGAGCGACGUCACUCUUUGAAAAGGUCUCUGGUCAGGUUCUGGUGGUUCAGCGAUGUCAAGUCGUCUGCUGGAGGUCUGUGUAGUGGUGGGAGCAUCCCCUAAGAAACUGUGGGAGGUCUGCCAGGCUGUUGACAGCCAUGGAAGUCUGGAGAACGUCCUUUUGGAGCCAGAGGUCCUGCACGUGCUAGCACCCCCUUUUGUCAGCAGACCACAAGCUGAGCGUAAAGCAGUGAGGUCUCAUUGGAGGAGGCACCACUCCUACUUGAAAAAGAAGAGGAAGCGACGUCCUUCAGCUGCUACAGCACCCAUUCCAGACCAUUUUUCAGGUGGAGAUGCAGCAAAUGGAAGAGAAGGAAGUGAAGACGUCACAGUUCCCAAAGACAUUGACCUCACAGCUUUGCCUAAACUCUGCUUUCCUGGUGGCCUCCACGUGACCAAUGUAAAGAGAGAGGAUCAGUUCCACUUCCUGGUCUUCACCGACGUCUUUGGCAACAAGUCCCACGGUGUGGUGCUGCAGUGUUAUCGUCCCGUCCAGGACUGGAUGUCCUCCUGUGAAAAUGGAGGAAAGUCCAAGCUGUUUUCCGCUUAUGGUUUCUGUGUGAUAUCCAAGUAUCCAUACUUCACUGCGCUGAAAGACUGUCUGUCAUGUCUUCUAAUUAAGCUCAGAACUUGUCGUUUUUCGGAUGUUGAGGAGAAAGUAAAGGACUUUGCAGCCAAAUUGGCCCUUGUACCAAUCCCACCUCCUGGACAACUCCACUUGGUGUUUACCUUACAUCAUCUGACAAUUGAAUUACCAUCCAGAGAAGACAAAGACCACCCAGCUGUAGAUUUAGACCUUCACCUACCUUUCCUCUGCUUCCGUCCACAACCUCUUUUGCAGGUGUUGUCUUGUCUCCUCCAGGAGCAAAGGGUAGUGCUCUUUUCUGCCGACUGGGCCCGGCUGACACUGGUGGCAGAGGGCUUGCUGCUUUUUCUGCAGCCUCUAUCAUGGCAGCAACCUUACGUUCCAGUCCUGGCCGAAGGAAUGUUGGACUUCCUCAUGGCACCCACCGCCUUCCUCAUGGGCUGCCAUCUCUGCCACUUUAAAGAAGUUGCGGCUGAAACAAAUGACCUGAUCCUCGUCAACAUUGAUAAUGGAAGUGUUUCUACUUCCUGUUCGGAUACUGUUGACCUGCCAGAAAUCCCCUCACUUACAGCAGACUGCUUCACACAGAGAUAUCAGUCCUUGCAGGUCCACUUUGACUUGGACCAGUGUCUGCGUGUAAGUUGCAGCGACAUCAACGAUCAGCGCACACAGCGACGAGUGUGGCAGCGCAAUCUGAACCAACGCAUCCAGGGCAUCACGACUGAACUUAUUGUCAACAUAUUCAGGGAUGUUAGCAGUCACUUGAACUAUGAACACAGAGUGUUUAAUAGUGAAGAGUUCCUGAAAAGCAGAGAGCCAGCAGAACAGCUUUUCUACAAGAAUGUUUUGGAGACACACAUCUUCCAUCGUUUCCUCAGGGACCGCCUCAACAAAAAGAUGGAUCAUUUUGCACGACUGGAACUCAGCACUCGGAUUAAAGCUUCAGUGGAAGUUCCACACAGACCCACCAUGCAGGAGAUUCAAGCCCGCAGAUUGAGCUCACUCCUUGAAAACAGGCUGGUUAAUGGACAAAGAAUGAGUCUUUCCAACCUGGUAGAUGAUCAAACCCUCAACCUCCAAAGAAUCAUCAUGUUUGAUCCUGCACAGAGGAUGCCUCCCAAGCCUGUGAAGGUAUUCCAGCUCCCAGAAUUCCCAGAGACUUUGUCCUUCCAUGCCGUCCAAAGCUAUUACUGUGAGCUGAUACAGCUUCUCGGCAAGGCUAUCAACUCUGUUCAAAUUGAAGACUCCAGUUUGCUUGCCAGAUACUUCUACCUGCGGGGUUUCAUCAAUCUGCUGUGCUCGCGGCGUCUUGAUGCACUGGCCGAUUUCCAGACGCUCCACAAGACGGACACGGCCAUCUUCCCCACACAGCUGGUCACACGGCUGGUAGACUCGCUCAUGCAGGAAGAACAGCAGCAAGCCAAAAGACGGCCUGAGCUCAAAAGACUUAUCCUCAAGGUGAAGACAGAAAACGAAAAGCCAUCAGUGCAGUUUGAUGACGACAUCAAGAAGUUUGAGCUGCCCAGGAAAAAUCUGGAUCGAGAGGAGUUUGUGCGUUCCAUCCAAGAAGGGGGAAUAGUUAAAGAUGUGGCAACCAUACACCGUUUGUUUGACGCUUUCACUGUGGGCAAGUCCAAACAAGUGAACCCAGAGCUCUUCAAGAGUUUCUACACCUUCUGGAAGGAAACAGAGACCGAGGCUCAAGAUGUCAACCUCCCCACCGAGGUCAUCGACCACCUGGAUCACAGCGAGUGCGUCUACAAGUUGUCGUCCUGUGUCAAGACCUCUCACGGCGUGGGUAAAAUCGGCAUGACCCAAAAGCGUCUCUUCUUUCUUCCUGAGGGGCAGCCGGGCUUCUUGGAGAUCACAAUGUUUAGAGAGCUGCAGGAAGUGAAGAUCGCUUCUGCUCCUUUUCUCCUGGUUCGAAUUCCUUCUCUCCGUAUCAAAACUUCAGGCAGGCUUGAGGCGUUCGAGGCCAACCUGAAGACAGAAACAGAACUUUGGGACCUUGUGGUCAAAGAGAUGUGGGCCGGACGCAAAAUGGCCGAUCAACACAAGGACCCUCAAUACAUGACUCAGGCUCUGACCAAUGUGCUGCUGAUGGAUGCUGUGGUGGGCUGUCUGCAGACCCAAAGGUCCAUCUGUGCUGCCUCAAAGCUUGCCUAUUUUGACAAAAUCAAACAUGAAGUGCCCAUGAUGGUGCCUAAAAGUACCUCAGAGACCUUAAAACACAAAAUCAACCCAUCAUUGGACUUGGCAGAACCACAGACAGUUCAUGUGUUGCUGUACACUCCAGGUCAGUUGACAUGCAAUGACUCCAAGGAUGAGAUGAAUCCGAAGCUGUGGGUGGCCCUCAGUGGUGGCCGACUUGUCGUAUUCGACGCCGCCAGCUGGUCCAUGUUGCAGGAUUCCAUCCAGGUCGGCGAGUCACAGCUGAACUGCAUGCUGGGAUUAGUCCAUGAACAGGUGUGGAUUGGCUCCCGGGACUCUGUCAUCUACAUCAUAGACACUCACAGCCUUACCUGCAACAAGCAACUGACCGAGCACAGAUAUGAGGUGACGGGACUCACGCUGGACGCCGGAGAUCAACAAAACAGUCUGCAGACGUACUCGUGCAGCCGCGACGGAACAAUUCUACAGUGGGACUCGUCCAGCCUAAAAGUUAAGCGACAGUUUCAGCUCAGCUGUGAGCAUCUCUCCUCCAUUCGCAUUCACGGCGAUGCACUGUGGUGCUGCUGUGGUGACAGCAUAGUGGAGCUGAGAAAAAGCGGGACACCGCAAAGAAGGUUGUUGCUGCCUGAACACCUAAGAAAUUCAUCAAGUCACUUCAGCAGCUUUAUUGUCAUCCCAGAGCAAGGUCAGCUCUGGACAGGCUUGGCCGACUCAGGUGAUCUCUAUUUGUGGCACACAGACGGCCACGAGCCUUCUCUGGAGAAGAUUUCCCUGACAGGCUGCUCAGGGAUCACCUGCAUGAUCCGAGUCAAGGACCAGAUCUGGGUAGGCUGCCGUGGAAGAAGCGGCGUUGGGGGUCAGUGUAGUUCCCAGCUGAGGGGUCAGCUGGUGGUGGUGGACCCACAGAGUCACACGGUGUCCAAGGAGCUGCAGGCACAUUCCGACAGCAUCCAGACGCUCUGCUCCGCCGAAAAUCGCUACGUGCUCAGCGGCUCUGCGCGACGUGACGGGAAGAUCGCCGUCUGGAAAGUAGAAUAGAAGACAGAAAGGAGAAGGCAGGGGAUGGAGUUGAUUUGUUUAAAUAGGGUUUCUAUGAACCUUGAAGAUCACACAUAUAUAAAAAAUAUGUUAUAUAUGCCCUAUAUAUGCCCGCCUUUGUUUGACAUUCGUUCUUGGACUCUUGUUUGCUCCAACGCGACAGUUGACGUCGCUCGUCCUGCAUCGUGGUAAAGACUACUUUUGUUACUUGUUAGCUUCCACGCUGUUCCUGUUCAGUUUAUGCCCCUAGUUUACAUACUAGCAAUUUCUCUUUGUUUUGUCCAGUGCCUUUGUGCAAGUGC